AUGACCAUCCCUCUCAAGGAUUCGACAGCACCCGAUGCCAAAGCCGCUCUGGAACGUCUUGAACAAAUCAAGAGCCAGCUCAACAUGACACCUUCAACCAUGUCACUUGAAGCACCCAAGGAUAUGGCUGCCGAGCGUGCUGCUGCAGAUUUUGACAUUGAAGCCUUGACACGUCUUUACGUGGGUGGUGACAAAGAAUACGAGCUCCAGAAAAAAGCGUUUGAGAUUGUGAAAUCUGAUCCUGAGCUUAUUGCCCAGCCUCCACGCAACAUUCUUGAGUUCUCUAGAGACGAGUGGCGUGAAUUCACCAUGUGCCAAAUUCGCCGCACUACUGAGCUUAUGCAAACCAAAUUCAAGGAUGAUCCCGAGAUGGGUUUUGCAAUCGCCAAGGCAGUCAACCUUUACUCACCAAGUUAUUCCAUGCGCAUUUUCGUGCAUCAAUACCUCUUCCGUAACGUGGUUACCAUGCUUGGUGAUAAGGAACAAGCAAAGCAAUGGGUGGAUGACAUUGACCAUUAUCGCAUUUAUGGCUGUUUUGCUAUGACUGAGCUCGGUCAUAGUUCAGCAUUGAGAGAUAUUGAAACCACCGCUACCUAUGAUCAAGCUACCGAUGAAUUUGUGAUUGAAUCGCCUACCAUUACAUCGACAAAGUGGUGGAUCGGCGGCUCUGGCCAAACUUCAACACAUGCCGUGGUGAUCUCGCAAACAGUGAUUAAUGGCGAAUCCGUGGGCCACAACUGGUUUGUGGUACAGUUGCGUGACAAGUUUACGGGUGAAUUGAUGCCCAAUGUCAAGAUUGGUGAUAUUGGUAAGAAGCAUGGACAUCAAGGUGUCGACAAUGGCUGGAUCCAAUUCCAUAAGGUGCGUGUGCCACGCUCUCACAUGCUUCAAAAAUGGGCCAAGCUUGAACGUGAUGGCACCUAUUCUCCACCACCAAGCCCUGCUGUGAUGUAUGCAACAUUGAUCCCUGAACGUCUUACAUUGAUCUUGAGCACUACCCAAUUGGCAGGUCAAGCAUUGACCAUUGCUACACGUUAUGGUGUGGUGCGUCGUCAAGGACACCAAAAUCAACAAAUCAUGGAUUACCAAUCGCACUAUUCGCAAAUCAUCCCAUUGAUCUCGUUCCUGCAUAUGCUCAAUUCGGCUUCCGAUACCGUGUACAACCAAUACAAUGUGCUUACUGCAGGUGGUGAAAUGGAUCCUAUGGACUUUUUGAACCACAUGAGUGACAUGCAUGCCAUCUCAGCUUGUCUCAAAGGUAUGGCUGGUUGGUAUGGUUCCGAAAUCCUUGAAACAUCUCGUCGUGCCUGUGGUGGUCAUGCUUAUUCCGCCUACAAUGGUAUCAGCCAAAUCAUCAAUGACUGGGGUGUCAUGACUACGGGUGCUGGUGAUAAUGUUGUCUUGUUGCAGCAGGCUGCACGUAUCUAUGUCCGUCAACUUGCUCGCAAACUCGAACACAAUGAAUAUCCUGAACUCAAGUUUAAGAGCUCCACUCAUUACUUUAUGCGUGCCAAGGAGUAUCUCGCAACACCUUCAUGGCCUGUGCGUGAUCUUAAUGAAGCUGUCAAGGACGUGCGUCUAAUUGAAGAUGCCCUUUUCGCCAUUCUUGUCAAGAGAUUCUACAGCAUUCAUCAAGCUAUGGGCAAGGGCAAGACAUCCAAUGAUUUGUUGAUGGAUAUGGUCCGUGCUGCUGAAUUGCACUGUGCCGCUUUCAUUUUCAGUGAUGCAGUCUCCAAGUACGGUGGAUCCAAGCCUGCUGAAGGUGUCAAUCCUAGCGUGCAUGCUAUCAUGCGACGAUUGACUGUGAUGUGGGGUAUUUACACUCUCCACCGCUACAGUGAUCAAGGUUUCAAGGAAGGCUUCCUUUCACCACAACAAGUCAAGGAUAUCGAAGAUUUGUACCUUGAUACCACCAAGAGCCUUCGUAAGCAGGUGAUUGGUCUCACCGAUGCAUUCAACUUCCCUGACUUUGCUCUCAAGUCACCUAUUGGCAAAUAUGAUGGCAAGAUCUAUGAGGCUUAUUUCGAUACCGUCCUUCAGGCACCCAACAGCAUGCGAAAGACACCUUACCACGAAAAAUACAUCAAGCCCCUUACUUCUCGUGUCGCUCCCAAUUAG
Messenger RNA from Lichtheimia ornata, 2118 nucleotides. RefSeq lists its product as uncharacterized. Gene Ontology annotation, molecular function: acyl-CoA oxidase activity; fatty acid binding; FAD binding. The record is from RefSeq and is a predicted model, not a curated record. Gene Ontology annotation, biological process: lipid homeostasis; fatty acid beta-oxidation using acyl-CoA oxidase. Gene Ontology annotation, cellular component: peroxisome. NCBI's taxonomy places the organism in Eukaryota, Fungi, Mucoromycota, Mucoromycetes, Mucorales, Lichtheimiaceae. The coding region runs from base 1 to 2118 and encodes 705 amino acids. The transcript has 7 exons.